Messenger RNA from Rotaria sordida, 1149 nucleotides. Lineage: Eukaryota; Metazoa; Rotifera; Eurotatoria; Philodinida; Philodinidae. The record is from the annotation of a GenBank genome assembly.
AUGAACAAUAAUAAAAGUUUAUUAUUAACAUAUAUAUUUUCAUUAACUGGUGGUUUUUAUGGUUUACAUCAUCUUUAUUUAGGUCGUACUCAACAUGCUUUAUUAUGGAUAACAACAUUUGGUGGAUUUGGUAUUGGUUUUAUUUAUGAAUUAUUAUUUUUAAUAAAAACUUAUGUUUAUGAAGCAAAUAAUGAUUAUUUAAUACUUAAUGAAUAUAGAUUAAAAAUGAUAGAAAAAAAAUCACCUAGUUUUGAAAUUUCAAGAUUAUGUGGACAAUAUCUUACAGCUGUUUUUUAUGGUUUUAUUACUUAUUAUGCUUUUCCUGAGAUAUGGCAUGAAAAUUUUUGUUUAUCAUUAUUUAUUGGAUGUUGUAGUACUAUUGCUGUUGCACUUGGUACACAAAUAACGGGUACACUUGGGCCACGACAAUGUUCAUUUAUUUGGCCAUUAUUAGGUGCAAUAUGUGGUAUGCCUUUUUUAAUAUGGCGUAUUAAUUCAAAACCAUCAUUUAAUAUCGCAGCAUUGUUUUCUUGUUGGAUUUUUCAACGUAAAAUUCAAUGGAAUCGAGAAUAUUUUUCAAAUAUAUUAAUAACAAAAUCAUCUGAUCAUCAUCAAUUUUUAAUAUCAUCAAAAAAAAUAAAACGGAAACGAUAUGAUAUUAUUAAACGUUGUCUUAUAUUUGGAUUUGGUACAAUCAUUUUUAGUACAAUAUUUACAUCGGCUAUCUAUCAAAACUUACAAGCUGAUAUAAAAGGUCAACGUAUUAAAUUAAAAGAUGUUUUAAAUGAUUUUUUUAAAUCACAAGAAUUUAUAUUAAUACGUGAAAAAUUAUCAAUUAUUAUAAGACAAUUAUGGGCGUUUUAUUCGCAUUAUGGUUUUAAAGGCUUAUGGAUGAUAUUGGAUUUUGAAAAAAAUGAAAAACAAGCAUUUGAGAUACUUAAUCUCAGCAAUGUUGCUUCUCAAAGAGAAAUUGAAUCUCAAUGUCGAACAUUAUCACGUAAAUGGCAUCCAGAUAGAUAUCGAGAUCUUGAACAAAAACAAAAUGCUGAAAUUAUAUUUAUGAAUAUACAACAAGCAUGUAAUCAUUUAUCUAAUGAACGUAAACGACGUCAGUUAAUCAAUACACAAAAACAUACAGAUUCAAAUUGA